GGAGGAGGAAGAAGGGUUGAGGGUGGACGGCUAUGGUGGAUGGGUGUGGGUGAUGGAGGAAGGAGAAGGGUUGGGAAGGUCCGACUAUGGAGGAUGGACGUGGGUGUGGGUGAUGGACGAAGAAGAAGGGUUGGAGGUGGUCGGCUAUGGUGGACGGGUGUGGGUGAUGAAGGAAGAAGGAGGGUUGGAGGUGCUUGCCUAUGGUGGACGAGUGUGGGUGAUGGAGGAAGAAAAAGCGUUGGAGGUGGUUGGUUAUGGAGGACGGGUUUGGGUGAUGGAGGAAGAAGAAGGGUUGGAGGUGGUCGACUAUGGUGGACGGGUGUGGGUGAUGGAGGAAGGAGAAGGGUUGGGGAGGUCCGGCUAUGGAGGACGGGUGUGGGUGAUGGAGGAAGGAGAAGGGUUGGGGAGGUCCGRCUAUGGAGGACGGGUGUGGGUGAURAAGGAAGAAGAAGGGUUGGAGGUGGUUGGCUAUGGUGGACGGGUGUGGGUGAUGAAGGAAGAAGAAGGGUUGGAGGUGGUUGGCUACGGUGGACGGGUGUGGGUGAUGGAGAAAGAAGAAGGGUUGGAGGUGGUUGGUUAUGGAGGACGGGUGUGGGUGAUGGAGGAAGAAGAAGGGUUGGAGGUGGUAGGCUAUGGUGGAAAGGUGUGGGUAAUGGAGGAAGGAGAAGUGUUGGGGAGGUCCGGCUAUGGAGGACGGGUGUGGGUGAUGAAGGAAGGAGAAGGGUUGGAGGAAGAAGAAGGGCCGGACGUGGUCGACUGUGGUGGACAGAUGUGGGUGAUGGAGGAAGGAGAAGGGUUGGGGAGAUCCUGUUAUGGAGGGUGGACGUGGGUGAUGGAGAAGGAAGGAGAGUUGAAGGUGGUCGGCUAUGGUGGACGGGUGUGGGUGAUGGAGGAAGGAGAAGGGUUGGGGAGGUCCGGCUAUGGAGGAUGGACGUGGGUGAUGGAGGAGGAAGGAGGGUUAAAGGUGGUUGGCUAUGGUGGACGGGCGUGGGUGACGACGGAAAAAGAAGGGUUGGAGGAGGUCGGCUAUGGUGGACGGGUGUGGGUGAUGAAGGAAGAAGAAGGGUUGCAGGUGGUUGGCUAUGGUGGACGGGUGUGAGUGAAGGAGGAGAAAGAAGGCUUGGGGUGAUCCGGCUAUGGGGGAUGGACGUGGAAGAAGGCCCGUUCGA
Chara braunii is the source of this 1169-nucleotide messenger RNA. Lineage: Eukaryota; Viridiplantae; Streptophyta; Charophyceae; Charales; Characeae. The record is from the annotation of a GenBank genome assembly.